AUGUGGAAACAACUCUUAUUUGUAGCGUUUGCGGUUAACGCUUUUUUCUUCACAUGCGCUCAAGUUACAUGUGAUAGACCAAACGAACACUAUAAAUGUGGGUCUGCAUGUCAAACUACGUGUGAAAACUAUCUCUCUUUAUCUCUCUGCCCUGUAGUCAACGUAAGAUGUACUAACGCGUGCUACUGUGUAGAUGGAUUUGUCAGAAAUGACAGUGAUAUUUGUAUUCCUAUCUCGGAAUGUAAAGGAUCCUCUUCCCGAUGA
Messenger RNA from Arctia plantaginis, 264 nucleotides. The record is from the annotation of a GenBank genome assembly. Lineage: Eukaryota; Metazoa; Arthropoda; Insecta; Lepidoptera; Erebidae.